AUGACCACGUUUUGGGAACUGUUCCGGGAAUGGGCAAGGCCCCUCCACAUUCCUAAUAUGCUGCAGAGCUCCACCAACGGUGUGCGCGCCGCUCUUGUUCCAGUCUUUGCACGACAUCUGGGCUCGACGGACAGCCAGGUGGGCUUCAUCAUAGGUUCCUCGGGCAUCGUUAAGGUCCUGCUUGACGUCGCCUUUGGAUUUGCCGCCUCUCUCCAUGGAACUCGCGUCAUUAUGAUUGCCGGCAUGAUGUUAAAUGUUCUGGGUAGCAUUGUGGCGGUGUUCGCAUUUUCUCCCUUUGCGCUUGUUAUUGCAUCUAUGCUUUGGGGGGCGGGCGUAGGCUGCUUCUUUGUGGCCCGACAGUUCUUUGUUGCGAGGGCGGUGCCGCGCUCCAUUCGUGGUCGUCUUAUGUCUGUGGUUGGCGGCUCUACGCGUUGGUGCGUCGUCCUGGGCCCUGCCAUCGCCGGCUUGCUGAUAGAUAUUGCAAACGUUCGGUUAGCCGCAUUCUCUAUUGCACCACUGAGUCUUACAUGUGCCUACAUCGUGGCCACGAAUGAGAAGAUACGCUCUGUAGAUGAGGAGAUUACUGAAGGUAAGGAGGACCAUAAUAUCUCCAAGGAGUUGAGUGACAUGUUAGUGGCUUUGCGCAAGUACUGGGAUGUUGCCAUACGCAUCGGCGUCUAUUCUUUUAAUAUCGUUUGCUUGCGGCAGGGGCGGAGUAUGUUGCUGGCCCUUGCGGCAAUUAACAUGGGACUUUCGGCGUCCAUGGUGGGUUUGGUUUUGGGAACCUCCUACAUCGUGGACGCCACCUUCUUUUUCCUUGGCGGGUAUCUCAUGGACAAGUUUGGUGAAAUAUAUACGACGAUUCCUACCUCAGCGAAUCUGGGUAUUGCCUUUUUGGUGCUCGCCCACUCUAAUAGUCUCACCACGUUGAUGCUGAGUGCCGUCAUGUUUGGGGUCGCGGAAACUACCGGGUGCGGAAUUUUGAUGGCACUCACCGCCGAACACUCACCACCCAGCGGUGGCGCUUCCUUCAUGGGGCUGAUGGGAACACUGCAGGACCUGGGGCAGGUGGUCGGGCCCAUGGCUUCUGGUUUAAUUAUGGAGUACUUUGGCUUUGCCUGCGUGUGUUACGUCCUGGGCGCGGUUGGGGCGCUCAAUGCCCUUUGGGCGUACUUCAUGAUCCCAGCAAAAUCUUCCAGUCAACUGGAGGAGGAGGCGGCGGCGGCGGCGGCCCAAGCGAGGGACCUCCCCGCCCCUGCCGACGAUGCGACAAUGGUGAUUCUGGAGGCAGAAGAAGGAGAGGCGGUGCCGGAUGCCGAGGACUGGGGUGAAAGGCGUUUACUCGUGGAUGAGGAAAUACCACAAGUGCUAGACGCCACGCCCGAGGAGGAGGUGAAGAAGGUUGCGGUGCAGGAGGAGUGA
This is a messenger RNA of Trypanosoma conorhini, 1422 nucleotides long. RefSeq names its product transporter. Gene Ontology annotation, biological process: transmembrane transport. Lineage: Eukaryota; Euglenozoa; Kinetoplastea; Trypanosomatida; Trypanosomatidae. Bases 1 to 1422 code for a protein of 473 amino acids. Gene Ontology annotation, molecular function: transmembrane transporter activity. The record is from RefSeq and is a predicted model, not a curated record. The transcript has a single exon.